Messenger RNA from Arctia plantaginis, 201 nucleotides. The record is from the annotation of a GenBank genome assembly. NCBI's taxonomy places the organism in Eukaryota, Metazoa, Arthropoda, Insecta, Lepidoptera, Erebidae.
AUGGCUCAAGUGACUGGUGUUAUUUGUCAAGUUGUUUUGGUAAAGUUCACGGAAUUCCUGCUAGACGGGAAUCAACAUCAAAUAGGUAAAAGCGGCAGUGAAGCGGAGGGGUUAAAUAAGACGUUGCACAAAGAAAAUGGAAGAUUUCACUGUGAAACAAUAAUGCACAAAGCCGAAGGGAGGGCACAAAGCAGUGUGUAG